Boleophthalmus pectinirostris (great blue-spotted mudskipper) is the source of this 2448-nucleotide messenger RNA. RefSeq names its product RIC3 acetylcholine receptor chaperone b (gene ric3b). NCBI's taxonomy places the organism in Eukaryota, Metazoa, Chordata, Actinopteri, Gobiiformes, Gobiidae. The record is from RefSeq and is a predicted model, not a curated record. Gene Ontology annotation, cellular component: intracellular membrane-bounded organelle; neuronal cell body; neuron projection. Gene Ontology annotation, biological process: synaptic transmission, cholinergic; protein localization to cell surface. The transcript has 6 exons. The coding region runs from base 84 to 1844 and encodes 586 amino acids.
UCUCUUGUGCGUCGUGAGCGUCUCUCCGCUGAUGCUCCCUGUUUCCCGGACUCCUCGGUGUCUCUUCCCGGUCUUGGAGCACCAUGGCGGUCAGCGGGUUCCAGAAGCUCACCGUGGCUGCGGUGGUGGCGUUGUGUGCGGCUCUGAUCCUGCCAAAGAUGCUGCUGCGGAGAGAGCCCUCGGAGGAACAAGGUCCAGGCCGGUUCCCACCCAUGAUGCACCGCCAUGUGACCCCUAACCCUGGGGGGCAGAGGUCAGCUGGGGUCAGGGGUCAUGCAGAGGUCAGAGGAGCAGGAAGUGGAGGAGUGGGCACAGGAAGCGGAGGGGCGGGGACAGGAAGUGGCCCUGGAGGGAAAUCCAAUUUGGCGGCGCAGAUCAUCCCAGUGUACGGCUUCGGGAUCCUGCUCUACAUCCUCUAUAUACUAUUUAAGAUCACGUCCAAAGGGGGCAGUAAACCGGCCCAGAGUCGCUUCCAGUCUUUGAGGUCUGAGAACAACAAGAGGAAAAUCACGGACUUUGAGCUGUCACAGCUUCAGGAGCGUCUGAUGGAGACAGAGUUUGUGAUGGAGACACUGGUCAACUCCUCGGGCCUUCACCAAGACAAUCCUCCGUGUGUGAGCUUGGAUCAGGAGCAGAGCCUCCUCCAGCAGCUCACAGCCAUCACCCAGGUGAUGAAGAACAACCAGAUGGUCCAAGAUUUUACUGCAUUCACCCCACAAGAGGAGAGGGAGGAGUGGGAUGAGACAGAUUUGUGCGACGACUUUGAGCCGUUCUGGAACCGCUGCGACUGUCACUGUCAAACCCACGAAGAACAAACAGACCACGAGGAUCGACCAAUGAGAGACAACGAUGGGCCAAUCAGAGAUGAGCAACAGCUAAAUGGAGAUGAGGACCGGCCAAUCAGAGAUGAGGACUGGCCAAUCAGAGAUGCAGAUGGUCCAAUCAUAGCCUCGGACUGGCCAAUCAGAGACGAGGAUGGUCCAAUCAGAGACGAGGACUGGCCAAUCAGAGACGCAGAGGGUCCAAUCAUAGCCUCGGACGGUCCAAUCGGAGAUGAGGACAGUCCAAUCGGAGACGAGGGUGGUCCAAUUAGAGCUGAGGACGGUCCAAUUAGAGAUGAGGACGGUCCAAUCAGAGAUGAGGACGGUCCAAUCAGAGAUGAGGACGGUCCAAUCAGAGAUGAGGACGGUCCAAUCAGAGACAAGGAUGGGCCAAUCACAGACGAGUGCCAGGAACCAGGACAGCCCACAGAAGAGAAACAAACGCACCUACAGAACCGACCAAUCAAACAUGAGAAGUGGGAAAUCGACAAUGCUUUAGUCCUGCCCACAGAGGAGAGGGAAAGCGAGUGUGGCAGAGAAGAGGAGGAGGAGAGGGAGGGAACAGGAGGAUUGGAGGAGAGAGGAGACACUGUGCAUCUGAGCCUGGAGGAGCGAAAGAAUGACCAGCAUGAAAAAGAGAAAAUGAUACAGAGAGAGGAGGAAGAGAAAGAGAAGAAGGGAUGGAGGGAUUCUGAAGGACAGAGAGGAGAGGGAGAGAGAGAAGAGAGGAGAGAGAGAGGGAGUCUACAAAGCCCAGAGGCGCAACAUCUAAUUCAAGAGAGAACAGGAGAGAAGAAGGAAGAGAGAGAGGAUAGAAAGAACAGAGAAGAGGAGGAACAUCUAACAUCAAAGAGACGAAGAGGUCCACAGUGUCUACAAAGAACAGGAGAGGAGGAGGAGAGAGAGAAAGAGAGAGAUGGACAUGGUAUAAAACAGGAGGAAGAGAGAGUAGAAAAGGGUGAGAGAGUUCCACAAACAAAUGUUAGGCGCAGAAAGAGAAGACACAGAGGACGCAGAGAGUAGGAAGCAAGAAGAUGAGGAGAGAGAAGAUGAGGACCUUAAGAGCCACAGCCAUCAGUGCUUCCAGAAGAUUUUGAUACUUGAAUCAUUUUUCUUUACGGAGAGUUCUCAGAGACUCAGGAUACAGAGGAUUCAGCCAAAAAAUCUAAACUGUCAAAUAUUUAAUUGUGAUAAAGUUUGAAAAUAAUUUCGUCCACAUCUGUAGCAUGUUUCUACAACAAGAGGUCUGAAAAACUCUCCACCAUUCUGUACUGAGACAAGGGCCUAAGGAAGUAAGGAGACAGCCAAGGAGACAAGGAGGCAAGGAGACAGCCAAGGAUGCCGGAAGAUGAGGAAUGAUGCAAGAAGCUAUUUUGAUAAACAGACUUCUGAUGUGAUUCUUUUGUAUGCAUGUAUUUAUUGCACGUCAGAGACACAGGGGAGAAUUUCAGAGUAAUUUUUGUGACUGAGGUUAAAAUAAGCUGCAUAAAAUGCUGCAUGUUCAGACAAGAAAUAUAUUUAUAAAACAAAAUGUAAGUCUUGAAAAAUGCAAAAUGUCUAACUCCAGAAGAACUGGUUUAGUUUCACCAAAGUUUGUCUAGUUUUUAAGAAAAAUAAAUCUGCAAAU